This is a messenger RNA of Candida albicans SC5314, 1170 nucleotides long. It is a transcript of the gene MRP7, whose product is annotated as mitochondrial 54S ribosomal protein bL27m. Gene Ontology annotation, biological process: translation. The transcript has a single exon. The record is from RefSeq and is a predicted model, not a curated record. Gene Ontology annotation, molecular function: structural constituent of ribosome. NCBI's taxonomy places the organism in Eukaryota, Fungi, Ascomycota, Pichiomycetes, Serinales, Debaryomycetaceae. The coding region runs from base 1 to 1170 and encodes 389 amino acids. Gene Ontology annotation, cellular component: mitochondrial large ribosomal subunit; ribosome.
AUGUCGUCAUUUGUUAAAGGCUUAUUCAGUCAUACUAGAAAGUCAAUAGAUUUGACAUCAAAUCCACUUCAUACAAGUAUUCAAAUCCGUACUGCUAAAAAAAGAGUUUCUGGUUCAAGAACCAAUAAUAAAGAUUCAGCAGGGAGAAGAUUAGGACCCAAAAAAAAUGAAGGACAUUUUGUUAAUCCCGGUCAAAUCAUUAUGAGACAAAGAGGUACUAAGAUUCAUCCUGGUGAUAAUGUUAAAAUUGGGGUUGAUCAUACUAUUUUUGCCGUUGAACCAGGUUAUGUAAGAUAUUAUUUUGAUCCUUUCCAUCCAUUAAGAAAAUAUGUUGGUGUUUCUUUAAAGAAAAAUUUAAAAUUACCAAGACCACAUUUUGAACCAAGAUUAAGAAGAUUUGGAUACGUUCAAAUUACUGAUCCUAUUGAAGCACAAGAAGAAGAAGCUAGUCAAUCUAGAAAAGAAAUGUUAGCUCAACCUGAAUUAGAAAAAUUGAAGGAAAAGAAAUUAAAUGAAAAAAUACAAUUUAUUGAAUCUACUAAAACUGCAUUAGUUAAUGAAUUUGGAUUUGACUCGGAACCAUCAUCAAAACAAUUGGAAGAUGCAAGUGAACGAUUAUAUAAUAUUUAUCAAUUACGUGCUAGUGGUCAACUGUUAUCAGAAGCUAGAAUUCAAACCACAUUCAACACUCUUUAUGAUUUGAAAUUACAAGCUCAAAAAAAUAAUAUUGAUUCUUUACCUAAUUUACUUAAUGAAGCUAAAGAAUUUAUUACUAGAAUAGAUUCAAUUGUUGGAAUUGAACCUACAGGAGAACUUUUCAAGAAUUUAACUAAAGAAGAACAAUUGAACUUACAAAAGGAAAUAAGUUCAGAAUUGGAUACCCUUUAUCAAACUAAAGCUCUUGAAAAAGAUUAUAGAAUUGAAGCUAAGAAACUUAUUAAUACCCCAGGAGUAUUUGAACCAUUACAAAGAGAAGAAUUGAUGGCUAAAUAUUUACCUCAAGUAUUACCAAUGGAUUAUCCAGGUUCAGUAAUUGAAAUUUCUGAUUCUGAUUCUAAAAAUAAAAAUAAAAAAUUAUCAGAAAAUAUUGUUAUUCAACGUAUAUUUGAUGAAACAACUAGAAAAGUCAAACUUAUAGGAAGACCAAAAGAAGCCUUUGCUUCAGCAUAA